AUGUCAUUUUUCAAUCGAUUGCGAGAUUUUGAUGCUUAUACGAAACCGAUGGAUGAUUUUCGAGUGAAAACUUUCACUGGUGGCAUGGUUUCUUUAAUCUCUACAAUAGUUAUAAUAUCGUUGGCCGUACAAGAGACCAGGCACUACCUUGCUGGUGAUGUUAUAGAGCAACUUUAUGUGGAUUCAACAUCAUCCGAUGUCAGAGUUAAUGUUCAUUUUGACAUCACAUUUCAUAGGCUACCCUGUGCAUUUGUUACUGUUGAUGUUAUGGAUGUGAGCAGUGAUAACCAGGAUGACAUACAAGACGACGUAUUCAAAAUUCGUUUGGAUAGCAGCGGAAUGAACAUCAGCCACGAAGUUCAGAAGAUUGAGGUGAAUCAAAAUAAGACCUCUGUCGCUGCUGUGGUAGCGACUCCGAAAUGUGGCAGCUGCUACGGAGCUCUUCCUGCCGGGAGCUGUUGUAAUACAUGUGAAGAAGUGAGGGAAGCUUAUCAACUGAGGGGUUGGCAGGUAAAUGUCGAGGUGGUAGAACAGUGCAAGGAUGACCCAUGGGUCCUGAAACUUCAGCGAUUCAAAGGUGAAGGCUGCCGUAUAUAUGGAAAGCUCCAAGUUGCAAAAGUUGCAGGGAAUUUUCAUUUCGCUCCAGGAGAUGCCCAUCGAUUGAUGCGAACGCACGUGCACGAUUUCCACAGUUUGGACUUGUCAGUCUUCGAUACUGGGCAUCGAAUAAACCACUUAUCGUUUGGUAAUGAAUUUCCUGGAAAGCAGUAUCCAUUGGAUGGGACGAAUUUUGACAGUAUUAAAGGACCUAUAAUGUAUAACUACUAUGUGAAAGUGGUACCCACAAGUUACGCUUAUAUGGACGGUCGCGUAGAAAACAGUCAUCAGUUCUCGGUUACAAACCAUCAAAAGGACGCUGCAAAAGGUAGCGGAAUUCCCGGUUUCGUGGUGCAAUAUGAGUUCAGUCCCUUAGUAGUACGAUACGAGGAAAGGCGUCAGCAUCUUAUUACGUUUCUCGUUUCUCUGUGUGCUAUAAUUGGAGGGGUAUUUACUGUCGCACAGUUGAUCGACUCCAUAAUUUAUCAUUCUUCACGGGCUAUUGAGCGAAAGCUUUCUAUGAACAAACUUUGGUAG
Messenger RNA from Angiostrongylus costaricensis, 1134 nucleotides. The record is from the annotation of a GenBank genome assembly. NCBI's taxonomy places the organism in Eukaryota, Metazoa, Nematoda, Chromadorea, Rhabditida, Metastrongylidae.